GUCGCUCCUUUUUCGCCCCUGCUGCUGCCAUCUGCCCGUGUACCAAACCAUAUAUAUUUUGAACAAGAACACAUUGCGCCUUGUGUGACAUAAGCGGAACGGCAUGACAGAAGCAACACGGUAGCCGCAAAGCAAUUCGCAACGUCAACUAGCGACUGCGCAUACUUUUGACCAUCUUAGCCGUCUGCCAUGACUACCAACAACUUACGAGGAGGUGGGCCGGCCACCUCAGAGGAGAGCGACUUCCCACGACCUCAAUUUCCCGCUGGACCUCCAAGUAUAAUAUCCUCCCGCAUGACGGACAUUGCAUCCGAGGAUGGAGAUCGUUUUGCGGAAGAGCAACCACCAGCCACUACUGGUAACCCACAAAGGAGAAGUCUCAUAGGGUCGGAAUCGCGCCCCGGAACCGCCAGGACAGGCUUGUCUUCUUCCAGAGGUGCAUGGUCACAAGCGACACCGCUACGGCGAGGGUUCCAAAGAGGGAGUCUGAGUGGCAGCAUAUCUGGUUCCACGUCUGGUCGACCGCCAAGCUCAACAAGCAAAAGCCACGUCCCGUCACUGACGUCGCAUGCCUUCUUUCAUCCCAUGAGUUCACAAAAACUCCAAGCGCAGAGGGGCGCAUCGAGACCGUCCACUAUGAACCAGCAACAAGGGACCAUAGAAGAUGCUGCUGCCGAGAACCAUGCUCAUAUUGCACAGCAGCGUGGCAUGACCGCAAGUCCGAUUCAUCGCAUUGCACGGGAGCCUGUCGACGACGCUGACAUUCAGCCACCGCCUUCAAGAGGGACAGAAAUGACCGAACAGGAGACCUAUGAUAGAAUAACCGCCAACACGAGCCCUACCCACGGUCAUACGGCAGGCAGUCUCAGCGAUAGUCUACGGCCUUUGCAUCGAAAACCAGCUGAGGCUCUCAACCUGAGCAUAGAUGUCGAUAAGAGCAAAAACCAGAAUCUUGGUGCCAACAUAUCGACUCCCAUGAAGUCACCACGGUCGUUCAGGUCCAACUUUUUGAGCCCCAAAGGAGAGUCAGCAAACCAGAACCGCACCAUGGCCGGUGCCGAGAAGCUUUCCUCUGGCGCAUCAUCACCACAGCUUACACCGGUUGGUACCGCCACACGUACUGAUAAGGACAAAAUUAUACAAGGCAAACACCCCAGUCUUGGUCGCAAUCACGAAUACUUUGAGGGAAACACAUUUUUCUGCAUUGGGGGGCGGCUUCAGAACACACGGCACCGUCCCAUCAAUAUCGCUACAGGUUCAUUCGUCGUGAUACCGGCUAUCUUGUUCUUUGCCUUUUCAGCGCCUUACCUAUGGUAUCAGGUCUCACCAGCGGUUCCUAUUGUGUUCGCCUACAUAUUCUAUAUCUGUAUAUCUUCUUUUCUUCAUGCAUCAGGAUCUGACCCCGGGAUCUUACCGCGCAAUCUGCACCAGUUUCCGCCCCCGGCUAAUGACGAAGAUCCUCUACGGCUGGCACCACCCAUGAAUGAUUGGACACUUAUCAAAUCGGCCGAGUCCAGUACUGCCGCUAUGGAGGUUCCAACUAAAUAUUGCAAGACUUGCCAAAUCUGGCGUCCACCUCGAGCUCAUCAUUGCCGACUAUGUGAUAAUUGUGUCGAAACACAGGAUCAUCACUGCGUUUGGUUGAACAACUGCGUUGGUCGCCGCAACUAUCGUUACUUCUUUACCUUCGUCACUUCAGCAUCAUUACUGGCCGCGUACCUGUUCGGCGCCUCGCUGGCCCAGAUUCUCUUAUAUGCGAAGAACGAGGGCGUAUCGGUCGGUUCAGCAAUCGACCAUUUUCGAGUCCCAUUCGCUAUGCUCAUCUAUGGGAUAAUCGCUUUCAUAUAUCCUGCUGCUUUGAUGGGUUAUCACGUGUUCCUCAUGGCUAGAGGCGAGUCAACACGAGAAUUCCUGAACUCUCACAAAUUCCUCAAGAAAGACCGUUACCGUCCAUUCACCCAGAGUAGUGCGUGGAAGAACUGGGCCGUUGUUCUUUGCCGCCCGCGCCCACCAACAUACUAUCGAUUCAAGAAUCGGUUUGAAGAAGGAGAUCAGCGGUUAGCUGCCAAAAAGGUUCAACAUAUCGCCAGAAUUUCGGGCAACGGACAAGAGAUGGAAAUGCAAGAUGUGCCGCCGUCAUCUUCAGGUUUCCAAGGCCCGGUAUCUUUGCGAAGCGACCGUAACGCGACAUAAUUUUUUUAUUUCUUUUUUCGGGGUUCAAAGUUGUUUUCGUUGCUUUCCUGGCAACAUGUAUGUAUGGCUGCCCGUCUUGUAUUUACUGUGUAAUGUCUUCACCUCUAUACCCCCAGUCACUUUCUUCAUGUACUAUAAGCGAAAAGAAUCGAUUCUGCAAAGCCAGUGUCACAGACAAAAGCAAUAUAAAAGCGAUAGCGAGAUUAGCUCUAAUCAGAUGUACG
Messenger RNA from Truncatella angustata, 2417 nucleotides. RefSeq names its product DHHC palmitoyltransferase-domain-containing protein. Gene Ontology annotation, molecular function: protein-cysteine S-palmitoyltransferase activity. The record is from RefSeq and is a predicted model, not a curated record. Bases 190 to 2193 code for a protein of 667 amino acids. Gene Ontology annotation, biological process: protein targeting to membrane; peptidyl-L-cysteine S-palmitoylation. Gene Ontology annotation, cellular component: Golgi apparatus; endoplasmic reticulum. The transcript is spliced from 2 exons. Lineage: Eukaryota; Fungi; Ascomycota; Sordariomycetes; Amphisphaeriales; Sporocadaceae.